Messenger RNA from Manis javanica (Malayan pangolin), 6344 nucleotides. NCBI's taxonomy places the organism in Eukaryota, Metazoa, Chordata, Mammalia, Pholidota, Manidae. The record is from RefSeq and is a predicted model, not a curated record.
GCGACGUAAAGGGCGCUCUGUGAGCCCGUCUCUCCUCGAAUGAAAGGAAACAACCUCCGGCGACAGAGCCCCGCUCCCAGGCGCUGCCGGAGGACCGAGAUCGACUUCUUUCUGUUUUCCCUCACUGGCACUUCUCCCCUGCUGUUCGCCUCUGGGCCCCACCGCAUUUCUUGAGGCUUAAAGUGGCAUUCUAAAGGCAAUUGUAAAAUGUCAAGCUCAGUUGAACAGAAAAAAGGGCCUACAAGACAGCGCAAAUGUGGCUUUUGUAAGUCAAAUAAAGACAAGGAAUGUGGACAGUUACUAAUAUCUGAAAACCAGAAGGUGGCAGCACACCAUAAGUGCAUGCUCUUUUCAUCCGCUUUGGUAUCAUCACACUCUGAUAACGAAAGUCUUGGUGGAUUUUCUAUUGAAGAUGUCCAAAAGGAAAUUAAAAGAGGCACAAAAUUGAUGUGUUCUCUGUGCCAUUGUCCUGGAGCAACAAUUGGUUGUGAUGUGAAAACUUGUCACAGGACAUACCACUACCACUGUGCAGUGCAUGAUAAAGCUCAAAUCCGAGAGAAACCUUCACAAGGAAUUUAUAUGGUUUAUUGCCGAAAACACAAGAAAACUGCAUGUAACUCUGAAGCAGCUGAUUUAGAAGAAAGUUUUAAUGAACAUGAACUGGAGCCCUCAUCACCUAAAAGUAAAAAGAAAAGUCGCAAAGGAAGGCCACGAAAAACUAAUUUUAAAGGGCUAUCUGAAGAUACCAGGUCCACAUCCUCCCAUGGAACAGAUGAAAUGGAAAGUAGUUCCUAUAGAGAUAGGUCUCCACACAGAAGCAGCCCUAGUGACACCAGGCCUAAAUGUGGAUUUUGUCAUGUAGGAGAAGAAGAAAAUGAAGCAAGAGGGAAACUGCAUAUAUUCAAUGCCAAGAAGGCAGCGGCACAUUAUAAGUGCAUGUUAUUUUCUUCUGGCACAGUCCAGCUCACAACAACAUCAAGAGCAGAAUUUGGAGAUUUUGAUAUUAAAACUGUACUUCAGGAGAUUAAGCGAGGAAAAAGAAUGAAAUGUACACUUUGCAGUCAGCCUGGUGCUACUAUUGGAUGUGAAAUAAAAGCCUGUGUUAAGACUUACCAUUACCACUGUGGAGUACAAGACAAAGCUAAAUACAUUGAAAAUAUGUCACGAGGAAUUUACAACGGCGGAACAAAAGAAGCUUGAAUAAGAAGUUUGUUUCUCUCAUAAAAGAUGUCCAGAGGGAAGCAAUCCAGAUGUGGUAGGCAGUUUUUUAGUGGAGACCCAGAUUACCGUCUUUCUACUCUCUCAUCCUUGGGGUAUCCUUCCAUAGGAGGAAGCUGGAACAAAGGAAAAUAGAAGGAUAAAUUAUCUAUUCCUCUAGCUAGGUCAGUCUUUCGUCAGCCUUCCAUAAAGUUCCACACAUACUUCUGCUGAGCAGGUCACUGACCAGAAUUUACAUGUCCAAAGAAGGUUGGGAAAUGUGGGCACAUUGCUACCCAAAUAAAAUCUGAUUUAGUACUACAGAGGGCAGGGGAGAAAACAGAUACUGGGUAGUCAUUUUUAUUACAUGCAGCCCAGAGAAUUUUUAAUGCAAUUAGUAAAUCCCCUAUUAGACAUCAAAACAAAUCAUAGUGAUUAAGACAGCUUGGUACUGGCACAGUAACAAAGAUCACAGGAAAUAGAUCCAUAUCUUCUUGUACUCUUAGAAAUAAUUAGGGUAGCAUUUUAUAUCUGUUAGCACAGAUGGAUUAGUCGGUAUCUGAUAUCUACACAGUUGAUUCUCCAUUUAGAAAACAACUUGGAUCCUUACUUCAGACUGUACCCCAAAAUAGAUUCUUGAUGGAUUAAAUCUAAUAAAAAUAACUGUAUAAAUAGAAAAUAUAGGAGAAUUUUUCUAUAAUCUUAAGUAGAGAAGUCCUUUCUAAGCAUGAGAGGAAACAAUUUUUAUUUGACUACAUUAGAAUUAGACUACAUAAAGAGAACUUCAAAUUGUUAAGAAAAAUACAACCUAAUUUAAAAAUGGGCAAAAUACAAGAACAGGCAGUUUACAGAAGAAAUAGCCAUCAGCUGUAAGCAUGUGAAUAACUGUUCAACCUUAUAUGUAUUGAAGGAAAUGCAAAUUAAAAUAAAAUGUUAUCAAUUUCUGUGAAUUAGAUGGGCAAAGAUUAGUAGGAUACACAUUAUCAAAUGUUAGCUAGGUUCUGGAGACACAGACAUUCUCAUUCAAUGUUAAGGUAGAAUGUAAAUUGGUACAACUUCUUAGGAGAGCAAUUUUUUAUUGGAGACCAAAACCUUAAACAAAAUAAUGAAUAUCUUUUGCUAUUAGUCUGUUUUGUAGGGAUUUAUCUCAGGGAAAUGAGCAGGUAACAGUAUGAAUGUAAAUAAUGUACAUGCAAGAUGUUUCACUACAUUAUUGUUAAUGAUAGUGGCAGUACCCACAAGGGCAUCUUGUCAGACUCAACUGCACUUCAGACUGACAAGAUCACCAGAGAUGGCAUCAGUGUACUCAAGAAGGAUAUAGAUAGGAAAUACAGCUCCAGCUGGGCAGAAUCAGAUAUUCCUCUUCUGUGAGAGUACUUGCAGCAGUCAGUAUAGCAGUACAACUCAGGUCUAAUAAGAUAUGAUGUGUGUUGAAUGGAUCACAUGGGAUCCACCCGGGCUUAAAAGCCUCAUUCCCCAUUGGAGCUAGCACCUCUUAUAAUAAAUAUUACAUAGGCAUAGAUAAUUUUCGAGUUACACCACACCGAGAGAGGACCAAAGAUAGGCUUCUUAUCAGAAUAUAAUUCUCCCAUUCCAGAUACAGUCUACUGAUUGGGUGACAUAGCUCAGUAAAAUAGUGGACAAGACAAUUUUUGUUAGGUUGCAGGGGAACAAAGCUAGCGAGUUAGUCAAAGGUGAAAUUCCCCCAAAAGAUUUCUGUUAAAACUUUUUAUCACAAAAUCAAAACAAAAUAGCCAGAAUGUCCAUCAAGAGACACAAAUUUCAGUACAUGCAUUUGGUAGAAUCCUAUGCAGCAAUUAAAGAAUGAAGUAGAGCUAUGUGUAGAUUUGUGGAGAGAGAUUUGAUAAGAGUAGGGAAAAAAACAAAUUGUAUAAUCCUAUUUUAGCAUGUAAAAAGAACACAUGUACACACACAUACAGUUGUAUGUUUUUGUAUACAUAGGAAAGUUUCCAGGAGCAUAUUCAGCAAACUUAACAGUCGUUACCUCUGAUUCAUAUUACAAGGAUGGAGAAGAGGCAAUUUUACAUUCUUUAUACAAUUUUGUGGUGUUUGAGUAUUUUUGUGAGCAAUACAUUAUGUGUUUAAAGGAGCCAUUAGUAUUUUAAAAUAACAGGCCCAUUUUGAACAUUUAAAAUCAAUGGAGAAUUAGUGUAUUUAAAUUUUAACCCUGUUUAGAUAUUUGUAUUACAGUAGUUAUCCAUUUUCAUUUUGGGAAAUGAAAUAAGGAAAAAACAAUGUCAACUUUAAUUCUGCCAUCAGGGACAACAAUUUAAAAUCUUUUGGAAUAUUUCCUUCUAGACAUUUGUGCAACUGUAUAUUUAUAAAAAUAAGACUUUAUUAUAUGCCCUAUUUUCUAAUCUGUUUUUCACUUACUGUAUCUGAGACCUAUUUUUGUGUGACAGAGAGUAACACCAUUUUAAUGGUUGCAUAGUAUUCCAUUAUCUAAGUGUAUCAGCUUGUUGGUUCCUUUUUCAGACAUUUAGAUGGUCUUUACAUUUUAGCUAUUAGAAAAUCAUGUUGCAGUGACCAUCCCUAAACAAAAAUACUUGCACUUGGGUCUGUGAUGACUUGAAUUGCUCUUUUUAUUUUUUCACAUUUAAAUUUAUUUCUAAAAUCUGCUUAUAAUGUGGCUUCCAUAUUUUUUCAGGGAGACCACUGAGUUCAAGUAAGAGUCCAUAUGCCAGUGGUUUGGGGAGAGAAGAAUGGACAAAUAGGAAAUACAAGGGAGACUAUUUCUGAAUGAAGUGGCUUCCCUUCCUAGAUGUGGCUUGCUUUCUUUUCCAGCCCUUUGUGGGUCUUGAAUAUAUAUUUAAAAGGCAAGGGAAGAUUAUAUAGUGAUUCUGGUUACCCUGUUUUAUUGUCUUUAUUGUAUUUCUAAACCAUUUAAGUAUAUGUUUUUCUAAGACAUCAUAUGUCCGUCUCCUACCAUAAAAAUAAGUUCUGGACAGCAAGGAUCUUGUUUGGUUGACAUCUGUGACCCUGGUGUCUAGGUUGGUGAAGGACACACAAUGGGCCUUAUCAAACAGUCCCUGAGUGAAAAGUAAUCCCAUAAAAAGAUUUAAAUUUGUUCUAACAACAAAGGGCUCAUCCUUUCAGAUAAAACUGUUACAAAAUUUCCCAAAAGUACACAGAAUAGUAUUAACAACUCCUCAACUCAGCAGGUACCCAGUUACUACCACAAUUGGUUCAUUUAUUUUUUCUUUCUGAGGUAUGUUAACACACAAUUCUAGUUCUCUUGUCAUUUUAUCCCUACAUACUUAAGUAUCACUAUGCUAUUAUCACACUUUAUAAAAUUAACAGUAAGUUCUUAGUAUCAUCUCAUACCCAGGCCACUUUCACAUCUUCCCAGUUGUCUUGGAAAUGGCUUUUUAGACUUGGAUUUGUUCAAAUCUCAAUACAUACAAGGUUUCCUACAUUGCAUUUAAUGGAUAUAUCUCUUAAGUCUCUUAAUAUAGAGCAAUCCUCACUCCACCCCCACCGUUUCCCUCUACUUGUUGAACCCUGAUAAAUUAUCCUGUAAAAGUUCCACAUUCUAGAUUUAUCUAUUUGUUUUUUCAUUGUGCUUUAUAUCUUGUUUCUCUACCCCUCCAUUUUCCUGUAACUUAUAAGUUGGUUCAAAGGCUUAAUUAGAUUCAAGUUACAUUUUGGGGGAAGAUACUUCAUAGGUGCACUACAUAGGGGUGUCAGUCUUGAUAUUUGAACUCAUCACUUUAAAAAAAGUGAUUCCUGAUACACAGCAUGUGAAGAGUGCAUUCUCCGUAAUUACUGAAAAUAUUUUAAUAAGAAACUAAUGAGCAAAACUUUCAGAAGUCAGUUGUUAUUGUUUCCCUCCAACCCCACCCCUGUCUUGUAUUCACCUCAUGUUAGAAACUUUUCAUGUUAAAUCUAGUUUUUUAGAUCAUUUGUGGCAGAUGAAUUCCUAUAUGACCACACUUACCCAUUGCUGACCACAAGAGGGCAUCCACUGAAUACUUUGUAAGCAUUGUUUCAUUUUGUCAGUUUGUACAUAAUUGACCUAAAACUGAGCUUAGAUCAGUCCACUGUUCUUUGAUUGCAGUGGAGGUGGUUAACUAUAAAAAACAUAUUGGUGUGUAUACAUUAAAGUGGUCUAAAUCCUUGUCCAAAGUCGUCUGCAUAGCUCUUUUUAUUAAAAACAGUGAAUUUCAAGUGUGACCCAACUAAGAUUGUCAGAACAGUGUGAUGUCAAAUUACCACUCCAGAGAUUAUUUGCUAAUUUUAAACGGGAAACCUAACCUUUCCAGUGGAGAAAUCUAGACAUCCUUAACCAAGUGAUCAAACAUCAUCUCUAACAGUGAAGCAUUCUGAAAUUAUAUGCCUCCUGGAAUAUGCAGGAUCCACCUACAAAAUAUGCUGGAUUAGCAAAGAAAAGUUGAACCUAAAGAUAACCUUUUUACCUUAUUUCCAGUUUAUAGAAAACAUAGGGUGAGAGAGAACCAAAAAAAAAAAAAGGCAACACAAUUAAACAGAUCCAGAAUGUGGUUAUAGUUAGUUGACAAGGAAUCUGGUCUCUUUCCCGAAAGUGAGUAUCAGAGGAAAAGUUGGAGGGACCAGUCUCGACUGAGAGAGACAUGGCCCAGUGCAGUACCUGGAAUCCUGCUAAGGUGACUCUCCAAGAUGUUCUAAUGAAGGCCAGGACAUUAAUGAUGAAAAAGGCAUUGGAAGUGUUUGAAUAAAAUUGUUUCAUGAAACAUGAGCAGAAAGCAACAGUAUGUAUAGAAUGUACAUUUCGUAAAAUGUGCUUUUAAAUUAUGAAUAUGAAACAUAGAAUUUGAUUAUUUCAUAUAUAUAUCUGAAAGUUGAUGUUUUCAGGUUGGCCGAAAACUGUUUUUAAUCUCAGUGGGCAAAAUAAGGAAUUGCCUUAUAUUUGGGCAUAUGUGAUAACUUUCAUCCUAAACUAGAGAUUUUCUUUUAGAUGAACUUCUGUCUUAUUAAUAGAGUGACUUCCUAUCUUUCAGACAGAAAUGGGCCUGUAACUAAUUGUGGAAUGUUUUUUGAAAGUGUGGAUGAGGAAACCCAUAUUUUAAAUGGGUGCCAACCUCAUCCACUGUAAUGACAAGUAUAGUCUCGUCAACAAUGACAAAACAUUUUGAGAUUUUUAUCUUUCA